This is a messenger RNA of Saprolegnia diclina VS20, 2253 nucleotides long. RefSeq lists its product as hypothetical. Gene Ontology annotation, biological process: mitotic spindle organization; microtubule-based movement. The transcript has 11 exons. The record is from RefSeq and is a predicted model, not a curated record. The coding region runs from base 1 to 2253 and encodes 750 amino acids. Gene Ontology annotation, molecular function: microtubule binding; ATP binding; microtubule motor activity. Lineage: Eukaryota; Oomycota; Saprolegniomycetes; Saprolegniales; Saprolegniaceae.
AUGCAAGGGGGGGCGCAAACCGUCCAAGUGAGUUGUCGCUUCCGCGGUGGCAACGACGAUGCAAGUGCCGUCGGCCUCGAGUUUCCCGGCCCGACCACAGUUGUGCUCCCGAGUAUGAAGGGCACGCAGUUCUCCUUUGACCGCGUCUUUCCUCCCGAGACGACUCAAGACACCAUUUUUGAACACAUUGGCGCCCCCGUGAUCGACGAGCUCUUGAGCGGCUACAAUUGCACGAUCCUCGCCUAUGGCCAGACAGGUCUUACUGGAGAAUAUGAUGACGGUGCCGCGUCACUACACACUGCGCUAGGAAGCGGCAAGACGCACACGAUCCUCGGGUCCAAGACUGAAAAAGGCAUCCUUCCGCGCCUCGUCCAGCGAACGUUUGAGGCAAUCGCCGCGCGGCCAAAUGACGCCACGACAGAGGUGUCGACCGGUCUCUUUGAAGUGUACCAAGAAAAAAUUCAGGACCUUCUCAACCCGUCCAACGCCCACCUGCGCAUCCGCGAAGACAAGUUAGAGCGAGGCAUUUGGGUGCAAGGCGCGGCCGACAUCGUGGUCUCCGACCCGCCGUCGGCGCUUCGACUCGUUCAAAAAGGGCUUGCGGGCCGCUCGAUGGGGGCACACUUGAUGAACGCCGAGUCGAGUCGCAGCCACUGCAUCUUUAUGCUCACCGUCACCCAACGCUUUUCAUCCGGUCUCAAGCAAACAGGCAAGCUCUAUCUCGUGGACCUUGCGGGCUCCGAGAUGGUGCGCAAGACCGCUGCAUCAGGCAAGCGCCUCGACGAAGCCAAGCACAUCAACAAGUCGCUCACUGCGCUUGGGCUCGUCAUCAACGCCCUUACGGACGGACGGUCCAAGCACAUUCCAUACCGGGAUAGCAAACUCACGCGGCUACUUCAGAACUCGCUCGGGGGCAAUGCAAAGACACACUUAAUCCUAACCUGUUCGAGUAGUGCGACAAAUUUGGAAGAGACGCUCUCGACGAUUCGAUUUGGCGCGCGGGCGCAGCACGUGACCAACUCGCCACAAGUCAAUACCGAGCGAACCAUCUCCGAGUAUAAGCAAUUGCUACAAACCCUCGAACUCAAAGUUGCCGCGCUGUCGGUCUACGUUGCCUCACUCGAGAGCAAGACGACUGUGUGUCCGCGCUGCAGCUGCUCCAACUCCGCGACAAACCCGCCGCCAAUGGCGCGCGCCACCAGCGACACCAACCUCCGAUCGACGUGCCAUGUCUGUGGCAGCAGCGACCCCGAGCUCGUGCUCUGCGACGGCAACUGCGGGCGCUUCUGGCACCCGUCUUGCCUUCCGUCGGCCAGCAACAACCCACUCGAAUGCAUCUGCCCCGACUGCGCCGACGACGCAUACAGUCUGCAGGACGAGCUCUCGGCGCUCAAACGGGCGCUGCAGACCAUCAAAGCCGAUCGCGAUGAGCUCGAAGAGCGCGCCAGUGUCCAAAAGCAAGUGCUUGACGUCGCCGACCACCACAAUAGCUCGCUUCACCGCGCGCUGGAGGAACGCGUCGUCGGCCAAGAGCUCCGCAUUCAAGUGCUUUCCAACCAGCUCGAAGCCGCGAGUUUGCAGUACGCAUCUGCCCAGAGAGACAUGGAUGCGCUGCGUACUUCGGUGACCAAGUCGUCCGAGGUCCACCAGAGAAAUGCCGACGCGGCGCAAGCGGAAAUCGACAUUGUACGGCGGUCACUGGUCUUGGCGGAGAAGGAAAAUGCUGCGCUCAAGGACCAAGCCCACGACCUUGCCCUCCGCGCGGCCCAGUCGGAGAAGCGGGCGCGCGAGUGCCAAGACCAGCUCGACGCCUGUCGACUGCUCUUGGUCCAACGGGACGACGAGGCGGCGCGCCGGCACUCGGUGUCGACGUCGCCCAUCAAGGUCGCGCUCUCGCCCGGCAAAAUCCGGCCAGCGACCGCGAUCGAUAUUCUCAACGACGCUCGCCUGUCGCUCCAAUCCCGCGGCAACAUUCAGCAGUGGUGGUCCGGCAGCGACGGUCCCCCCGAACACGCCUGGGAGCCCAAAACCAACAACGUAGCAGAAGACAGCGGCUCGGGCGAUGGUCCAGCACGGCCGUUCAAAGCGCGGCUCGUCGGGCUGCUCACGUCGCUCCAAGAAGAGACCGAUGCGUUCAAGGAUCUGGGCGACAAAAUUGCCGAGCAGGCCAAGCCCAAGCUUCGAAAAGGGCGACAUCGAAGCCGACUACCAGCGAUGGACGACCCGCCCCUCGGCGAGGCCGUGCUGUAUUAG